GCCAUGAGGGGAGCCGGCUCCGGAUUCGGCAUCGUCACCGAGUUCGUCAUGAGAACCCACCCGGCACCCCCGGCCGUGCUGCACUUCACUCAAGACUUUGCGUAUGGUAAUCUCAAGGAGAUGGUCGACGUCUUCCAUGACUGGCAAACAGUCGUCGCCGAUCCCGCUCUGGACCACCGCCUCGGCACGGAAAUCGUCCUGACCCCUCAGGGCGCCCGCAUCAUGUCGACGUGGUACGGCGACGAGGCGGACCUCCGCCACACGGGUAUCCUCGACCGACUCCCCGCAGACGGCUCUUUGAAUUUCCGCCAGGAGAGUUGGGAAGGGUCCCUCGCUCUUCUCGCGGCGGAGGAGUCUAUGCACCGGCCGGAGAAGCCCGGCAGACUCCACUCCCGAAGCCGGGGCCUCAGCCGCGGGGACCUGCUCUCCAGGGAGCACAUCUCCGCCGCGUUCGACAAGCUCGAGCGAGGGCGCGAUGUGACAGGCCCGUGGGCCAUCAAGUUCCAAGCCGUCGGCGGUGCCGUAUCAGAGGUGCCCGCAGCUGGCACGGCGUACGCCCACCGGGACGACGUUGUACUCUACCACUCGUUCGCGGCGGACGCCUCCAAGGAUGUCCGCGACCUCUUGGACGAGUUCCACCGGACGCUGCUGAACAUGGCCCCGGGGGCCUCUGGGACGUACCCGGGCUUCGCCGACCCAGAGCUCCGGGAUCCGCAGCUGUCGUACUGGGGGCCGAAUCUCGCGACCCUCGAGGAGAUCAAGGGAAGCUGGGACCCCGAGGAUGUUUUCCACAACCCCCAGAGUGUUGUUCCCAGGGCUUGGUAAAAAUCUGCUGUAGACUGGUUGACUAGAUUGCCACCGCAGCCAAAAGGGUCGAUUGACACGCUCUCCAUGCAGGUCAAUGAGAGCACUUGUAAGACGGCCGAGAGCAACGGUGUAUUCAGACCUGAGAGUUGACAACUUUGCGAAACCACACAUCAAAUCAGAUAGCGGGAAUGCAAUUCAUAAUGUCCGAAGUCAGAUACGGUUGUUUGUUUGUCAACCGUCAUUGGGCGGUUGUUUCGCGAGUAUUGGCUGCGCAUCAUAACCUUGUACUCGCCACCGACCACGCCACGCCGCCUAGGCAUGCUCUGGCCUCACCCCUUUGCCAGCAUGAUUUCUAAUACCGUCAUUCGAAAGAGCACCAUUGCUGGCUGGUCGGCACACUGCCGACAGAUUCACCCCUGCCUGGACCACCGGAGACCUUUGUCUUGGUGUGUGUGUGUGUGUGCGUGAGAGAGAGUGUGUGUGUCCAGGGCGGUUCCUUUUGGCGUUGGCGAGAACACCCGUGUCUGUUGAUCCUCUAAGACGUCGCGGAGAGGCGAUCCGGACGACGGGAUGGAGACGAUCCCUACGCUCGAAAGCAAAGACGAGCGACCCCCCUCCCCCCCCUACUCCCCCCUU
Messenger RNA from Colletotrichum destructivum, 1443 nucleotides. Its product is annotated as Putative berberine/berberine, FAD-binding, type PCMH, subdomain 2. Bases 4 to 825 code for a protein of 273 amino acids. Gene Ontology annotation, molecular function: oxidoreductase activity; flavin adenine dinucleotide binding. The transcript has a single exon. The record is from RefSeq and is a predicted model, not a curated record. NCBI's taxonomy places the organism in Eukaryota, Fungi, Ascomycota, Sordariomycetes, Glomerellales, Glomerellaceae.